AUGUCGACCACUUCUCGGAUAUCCCUAAGAAGUCCUAUCUUGGACACUCGGAUGGAUGAUCUAGCUAAUAAUCCUAGAGAAGAAUCACCUGACAGCGGUGCAAAUAGAUUAACUUCAUUCAACGCCGUGCCAGUGCUUGGACUGACGGUAAACCCCGAAAGGAAUUCUGAUGAUGGAUCAGACGCCGACUCCGACCUGGAGGAACUGCAAGGUGACAUUGCCAAGUUCGACGAGUCUGUUCGGGAAUUUCUAGCCUCCCAUCAUGGCUCCUCAGACAAUGCACAGGUAUCCCGUGGGGGGGCUCGUGGUCGAGGAGCUCGUGGGCCACGAAAGGCGGCCAAGCCAAGGGGUGACAUCACCGCACGUCUCUCCAGGGUCAACCAGGCCUUCCUUGGUGGCGACUACGACCAAGCUCUAGACCUGGCGUUUGAGGUGAUCAGGAUCAAUGCAGAGACCCACCAGGCCUGGACGGUGCUGGCGUCCAUCUUCCGUGAACGAGGCGAGAAUGACAGGGCGCUCUCCGCAAUGGUUUAUGCUGCGCACCUCCGACCCAAGGAUGUAUCGGGAUGGGUGAGCUGUGCAUCCUUCGCGCUAGACACGAUAGCAGAAAACGAAGCCGGAAAUCUCCACACUGCCCGGCUCUGCUUCUCAGCCGCGCUGAGGGCCGAGCCCACCCAUCUUGAUUCUAGGCUUGGCAAGGCAGCCGUAUGCCAUCGGCAGGGUCACUUUUCUGCUGCCAUUUCCGAGUACAAGCUCAUACUCAAGCGUCGACCGUAUGAUUUGGAUACAGUCCGCAAGCUUGCUGAGGCUUGUGUAGAUAGUAGAAAGGUCGCCACGGCUGUUCCUUCGGCCAUUCAAGCCUACCGGGAGUUCUUUGACCACGAGGCAAAUCUAGAUCGUCACCAAACUUUCCUCUGGCAUGAUAUCGGCGUGUACGUGGAGCUGUUUGCCUCGGCGGAACGCUACCAGGAAGGCAUAUGCCAACUGAAGUCGCUGUCACGGUGGCUUGUCGGGCGAUCAUCGGAGCACUACUGGGAUGGAUGGACCGCUGACGACCGGGAGUGGGAUGCCGGAGCCGCGCGGCGAUCGUCCGUCCCCGAGUUCGAUGCCAUCAACACCAAUGAUGCGCUGUACGGUGAGGCCUUGCCUCGAGAUCUGCGCAUCCGCUUAGCAACUUAUCGACUCCGGCUGGGCCACGAAUCGGAGGCACUGCUUCACAUGGAAUGGCUGAAUCCAUCCGACGCCGAGUCGAAGGAGUUCGCCAUCGAUUUCCCCUUUCUUGUCUACGAGCUGGCAACGGAACUUGCUCAUUGUGGACGACACUCCCAAGCUAUCAAGUAUUAUGAGUUGCUCCGUGCCAUACCGGGAGAUCCCGACCCGGCUACGUUGCUGCAGCUGGGACGCUGUUACCUUACCCUGGAGGAGCAACCCACCGCCGAGGAGUGCUUUCUUGCGGCGAUUGAUGUGGAUGAGGAUAGUAUCGACGCCCGCAUCGAGCUGGCAAACAUGUACGAGAGAGCCAGAGAGGAUGAAGAGGCCCUCAUACUCGCCGCUGAGGCCAUGGCCCUCCGGGAAGCGCGGGAUUUAUCGGGCGCAGGCGCCUCCAGCAUGGGAGCCUUGACGAGCGCACCAUUGCUGGAAAUUUCCAAACAUGGCUUGGAGCGGCGCCGAAAGGCUCCCUCUGUCCGCCCAAAAGGUAAGCCAACAGGGUCGAAGGACGACGCAAAAAAACCGGUAAUCCCAAAGCGGUACCGUGCAAAGCGGCUCGCAGGGCCGGAUAAACGGCUCCAGGAUGAGCAAGCACGAGCAGUCAAGCUCUCACAUCAAUAUGAGGUCGUCCGGGACCUAAAGCGGAAAAUCCUUGCCGGUCGCAACGAUCUCCUCCUUUCCUGGAUGUCGACGUCGCAGGAGCUUGUGGACGACUUCAGGUCGUUGAAGAGAUUCUACACCUGGGACAAGUAUCUGGGCUUCCUCGGUUCCAGGGGCCCUUCUCAGGUCUCAGGAGUAGUACCUCCCGACUCAGAGCUGUCACAAAUGUACGAGCGGCUGACACGAUCUAUUGCUCCGCAUGGCGACCAGCAUGGGCGAGAGCUUGGACGUUCAAGCUUGAUGUCUCAUGAAGGCAUCUCUUUCGAAGACUGGCUGGAUUUAUUUCUGGAUUAUGCCAUUGCCUUGGCCAUUCUCCACCGACGGGAGGAGGCAUAUCAAAUUUGUCAAGCUGCUAAAGAUUCGACGGUGUUCCAGUCCUCUGAACAUGGCUUUGCAAUCUACGUUGCCUGGAGUGUAUGUGCCAUCUACACAGGCGACGAAGAAAGAUGUGUAGCGACAGCUCGAUAUCUUAUGAGGGAUGGCGCCAUGACAGAUUCUUAUCGAAUGUUCGCUCUCCUUUCAAGGCUCUGUCAAUCCCCUGUGUCUUGGUACACGUCGGGCCCGGCACAGAAGUUUAUCCUGCGGCAGAUCAAGGCCAUCGAUGCCAGACAUGAUGGAGCGAUGAUGCAACUUUGGGAGCAUGGCAGAGCUGAUGGAGGGGUGGGCGACAGUGACUUGCCCACCACCAGCAUCGAUGUUUGCUUGCUGAUGCUCUAUGGGCAUAUCCUAUUUACUUCCACGAGCUAUGCAUACUCGUUGGGUUAG
Molecule: messenger RNA, 2634 nt
Organism: Drechmeria coniospora
Lineage: Eukaryota; Fungi; Ascomycota; Sordariomycetes; Hypocreales; Ophiocordycipitaceae
Product: Transcription factor tau subunit sfc4
Exons: 4
Coding region: 1-2634 (877 amino acids)
Biological process (GO): transcription by RNA polymerase III
Cellular component (GO): transcription factor TFIIIC complex
Molecular function (GO): protein binding
Source: RefSeq, a predicted model, not a curated record